Molecule: messenger RNA, 3351 nt
Organism: Rotaria socialis
Lineage: Eukaryota; Metazoa; Rotifera; Eurotatoria; Philodinida; Philodinidae
Source: the annotation of a GenBank genome assembly
AUGAAUCUAAUUGAUGUUCGUUGUUUAGGUGAGUUUGAUUGUAUGGAUAUGAGUGAUGAAAGAAAGUUCACUAGAGGAAUGGAAUGUGCGGUGAAAUUCGAUACAUUUCUGUGCGAUGAACGCAUCUGCUAUCCGUAUACUACAUCUUGUGGCGAUGGACAUUGUGUGAUGUUGGCAUACUUAUGGGAUUAUAGUACUUCAACAGAUUGGAGUUGUUUGAACAUGCGUGAACGAAACUAUCUUUGCGAAAUCACUACUGCAAAACAACUAUGGACAAUGGAAAAUGGAAUGUGUUAUCCGUUUCCAAAUUAUGAUGAUCCGAAUGAUUUGAAUCACCCAAACCUGACUCGAACGGAGAAAUGUACGUAUUUAGCUAAAUGCGCAUUAUCACGAGGCUUUGAACGUGAUUGUCCCUGUAAUCAGAAGAACUGCUCUACGUUGAUGAGAGAGAUCUGUGAUCAAAAUUUUGUUUUAUAUCCAACGGGGGCAUUAUAUGCGCCGCAUCUUUAUUAUCAGUAUAAAAUCGAUCGGGACUGGCGUAACAUAGCGCCAGAUUCGGCUAUUAUGAAUGGAUGUAUAAAAUGUCGAGGCUAUCGCGUUUGCCAUUCGAUGUCAAAUCAUACCCAAUUUUACAAACAAUUAUUUCGAACAGCAGAUUAUUUCGCUUGCAAAUCGAAAACGGGUUCCGAUAAUACAUCGAUCAUACAAUACGAUAAGCAUUGCUGGAAUGGCUCACGCACAUUCAAUGGCCUUCCAUAUGCGAUAGCCGAUGUAUGUUCUAUUUCAAGAGAAUGCAUAUCCACGUAUCGCUUAUUGGAUCAGGCUGCUAAUUGUAUCGAUGUAGGAGACGAAAAAGUGAUCGGAUACGGAUGCGAUGUCAACGUCAGAAAGCAUCGUUUUCAAUGUUCAUCGAAUAAUUUUUCACGCUGUUUACCUGUUUGGCGAUUGGGAAAUGGAGAACGAGAUUGUGUUAAUGGUUUCGAUGAAUAUAUUAAUGGUUCGAAUUUUCCGAUAGCAGAAAUUUAUUGUAAGCGAUCGAAUGAUUCAGGCUGUCAGAUACUUCGACAGUAUAUCAGUAAAUCAUCGCUAAUGAACACGAGUGAUUCACUAUCGACUUCACACAAUCAAAGUACACCAACCGCCCAAAUUCCGUUUCAUCAUUUGUGUAAUUCCUUUUGGGAUUUAUCAUCGAAAAUAGACGAAUUCACAAAGUAUUGUCAACAGUGGAUUUGUUCAACUACUGAUUUUCAAUGUAAAACCGGCCAGUGUAUUUCUAUGGACCAUGUUUGUGAUGGAGAAAUGGAUUGUUCCGAUGGGUCGGACGAGCAAGGUAUUUUUCUUUUCAUCGGCGACAACGUGUCGAAGCACAAUCUUCAUCUUACUAAUCUCUCCGCUAAAAUCAACCAAUGCCACAAAUUAUACGAUUAUCAGCAACCGUUCGGUGAAUUUUGUGAUUUUCAACGUGAAUUUCCGUGCCUAUUAAAGAAUGUAGCCGAUCCAAUCGAUAUACUGAAAAAUCGUCCAUGUGUUAAUCUUACUCGCGUUGGCGAUGGUGUUGCUGAUUGCUACGGUGCACUCGACGAAAUGAAUACAUUUGAAGAUUGUCGUGGCACUAUGAAAGGAUUCACGUUUCGCUGUGCUGACAUGUUAACAAUAUGGCAUUGCAUUGACAAUGCUUUUCUUUGCGAUGUUCGAUGCAAAGGAGGUGACGAUCAACCCCUCUGCUUUUAUCGUUCGAAUAUACUUAACUGCAGUGCACCGAUGGAUGCUGUGUGUCUUAAUGGUGAACAAUGCUUCAAAGGUGGUAGAUGUGAUGGUUCCUUAGAUUGCCCAUACGGUGAAGAUGAAUUUUGGUGUCCGAGAGUAUCGAGUAAUUUCGCAAAAUCCUACUAUCGACAGGGAAAACACACAUUGGAGGUGGAAAAAACGCUUGAUUUCCACAUUCCUACGUAUCCACGACUGCAACAUACGUUGCUAUCCGCAAAUCCUUCGCAAAUUAAUUCCAAUAAAAAAUUUCAACUGCAUCGUCGCAUUGCACAGAUGAAUAAAACAAAGAACGAAUCCAACUCAUUAUUACGCGAAAGCUUCUGGUGCAAUCGAGGAGUUGCUGUUUACGUUAAUAAUUCUAUUGAAUGUUUAUGUCCACCCUCUUACUAUGGAGAUCGUUGUGAAUAUUACAGUGAUCGCGUCACCGUUGUAACACAUCUUGAUAUUUCAUAUUAUCGAUUAGAAGAUUCAAUAGACAACAAUACUAUCCUAAAGAUUGUUACCAAUCUUCUUCAUGAACACAACAUAAUCGAUUUCCAUGAAUUUUACGUACAACCAGGGCUCGAAAUAAAUGAACCUGUCAAGCAGAAAUUUCACUUGCUAUACAGUCGCAGUGAACGUUAUUUAAGAGAGAAACAAGGCAGACAAGCAUCUCGAAAUCAAAUUCUUUAUGAGCAUCCGUAUUCGAUUCGUUUUGAACUAUAUGAACAACGAGCGAAUUAUGUCAUGGCCGAAUUGGGUGCUUGGGAUUAUCCGAUCUAUUUUGAUUUCUUACCUUCGUAUCGCUUUGCCACUAUCUUGAGAUUUCCAAAUGAUUAUACUAAUAUCUCAAUUAAUUCUUGUAGAAAGCAUCGUUGCCUUAAAAAUUCGAUCUGCCGUCCGCUGUUCUCCAAAACGAAUUCGUACUAUUGCUCAUGCAAACAAGGAUACUAUGGGAAACAUUGUCAAUUUCGCAAUGAGCAAUGCCAUGUCUAUUGCUCGGCACAGUCAAUUUGUAAAGGUGGAUAUCGCGAUCAAGAUAUUGGAAUACAGAGACCAUUGUGUAUUUGUCCUCGUGAUAGAUUUGGACCUCGUUGUAAUCUUCGACUGAAUUCUUUUUGCCCGAAAGAUCGUUGCCAAAACAAUGGCACGUGCUUGUAUACAUAUGAUUGGACCGGUGAAACACAUUUCCGAUGUGUUUGUCAAGAUCCGUUUUAUGGAGCUCGUUGUGAAUAUGAGAAAACUUCUGUUAACAUUCGAAUAAAUUCAACAGAAAUCGUGUCAGUCACAACAAUGCAACUUUUCGAUAUCAAUCGUCAAACAUUGCAGCUUGAAAUUCGUCAUCAAGAAGUUCAAUCAAGUCUGCCAACAUUCAUUCGAUAUCAAUAUAACGAAGAAUAUGCACCUUCUCUCUGUUUACUCAAAUUUUACGAUGAUGUACACUCGAGUCGAUACUUUAUCGGCUACUUUCAACCAUCUGUAACUGCAAUCAAUGUCACAACUAAACCGUUGUAUUGCUCUUUAGCUCAAGACUACCUCCAACAAUUGAACAUGAGUAAAUAUAUACCAUUGAAAACCUAUUUUUUGUUUGUUUUACGGAUAUGA